AUGCCGACUGGUGAUACUAAUUUGAAAUUCAAUGAUGGAUACAUCCUCCUGAAAGACUUGGAAGUAUGGUACUCAAAGGGGUUCAUCGCUUCGGAAGACGAAAUUCGAUUUUUCAAAAAAGAUGGGAAAGAUGCUUCUGAUGUUUAUACAAUUGCUUCACUGAUUCAACAAAACGGAAAGGAGUUCCCAUUCCGAAACCAACCGAUAUCAUCUCCUUCGAAUGCUUCCGAUGUCCAGAAUCCCACAGGUCGCAUUAAUCGUACUGAUGUCAUCUACGUGAGGCAUCGUGGUCCUUGGAUAGCAUCGGAUCAAGGCUGCCCGGAACCAUGCAGUUCAGCUGAAAUGAACAAUCGGAAUCGUACAUCAAGUCCAUCACGACAUUCUCAGAAUAUCCGUCCAUAUACUUCCCCUAAUUAUACUCUAGAACCACCGCCUGGAAUCCCUCGUCCGACACCAUUAGCUCAAAACAAGCCACUCGUUGCUCGUCCGGGAGGAUUUGAGGGAUCAAAAUCAACAUCGAUUUCAGACAUAAAUCAAACUGUAGGAGGCUAUGAUAUAAAACCACCACCAGGACUUCCCAUUCCAUUUAAUCCCUAUGGUUUCGGAUCGAGUUCUGCUCAAAACGAUCCAGUGGCUUCUCAAUUGUCUCAGAGCAACUAUCCACAAGCCACCGUGGGUGGCCAAAUCAGAGCAUUUAACAUUGAGCCACCACCAGGUCUUUUUCUUAAAAGAGCGUCGGAUAAUCAGCAGUUUGAUUCUGCUCAAAAUUUCCAAGAUACUGAAGAAUCAGAAUCACAAUCUCAAAACCAUCUACCAGAGAUGCCAAUCCCAGAAGUAGAUAAUAAUACAGAUAUGGAACUACCACCAGGUCUUCUUAUUCCAAGACCAGAUGAUGUGAUUCAAGUGGUACAAUCUGAAUCAGCCGUUACCGAGACACCAACAUCUGACAAAAAGUUGCCCACCGCUUCUAAUUCAGAAGAAAAUCAAACUGGGAACUUUGAUAUCGAAACACCACCAGAACUCUUCAGUUCAUCUGAAAUCAAUCAAGAGCAGUCAUUUGACUCUGCUUCAGUACCAACCAAAGGUUCUCUAGAGGACGGAUCAGAAGAAUCAACACCAGAAAUGUCUGCUUUAUCCGCAAUGUCAUCACCUUCGAAUGCUCCCGGACGUUCACAUCUCCUGAACUCCACAGGUCGUUUAAAUCGAACUGAUGUCAUCUACGUGACGGAUCGGGGUCCUUGGAUAGCUUCGGAUCAAGGCUUGCCGGACUCGAUCCGUUCAGCUGAAAUGAAAAAUCGGAAUAGUACAUCAAGUCCACCACGACACUCUCCGAAUUACCAUUUAUAUUCUCCCCCUAAUUAUACUCUGGAACCAAAUGAGCCAAUAUCAGAGGCAGAGGUUGACGAGAGACUUGUAGAAUCAACGCCAGAAUCUAAUUCAGAAGUAGACCACAAUGAAAACUUUGAUGUCGAAACACCACCAGGACUCUUCAAUUCAACUGCUACCAAUCAAGAGCAGUUAUUAGACUCUAAUCCAGUACCAACCACAGAGCAAUCUGAAUCUGCUCAAGAUGAACCAAUUGAAGAAUCUACACCAGACACCCCUGCUUUAUCAGUAGAUCAAGCCAGUCAUCUCAAAGUUGGUUCAUCUCAAAACGAUCCAGCUGACAAAAACUCUCAAAACAAAGAGAGUAAACCAGAAGAUGCCCAUUCGCAAGGUUCGGAAUCAACUCCCAUGAUGCCAGACAAGCCAGAAGACUCAGUUAACUUAGAGGUAGACAAACCAAGUGAAUCUGAGCCGAAAUCCACCGUAAUGCCAUUGAUAUUAUUCAACAAUAUCACGGGUAACAGUGAUUACAUUUAUCAUGAUUGUCCACUGUUUAACAACAAAAAUGAGCCGGAGGAUGAUAGAAUUACAGGACCAGAAAUAAUCGAGGAGAUGGAGAAACUGAUGUCCCACAUUGAUAUGGAUUCAUGGUGUAAAGAAUAUUCAACAUACUUUUUCUUUUUGUCCGAGCGGGUUUCAAAAAUUGGCAUGCGAGAUCGAAUUACAAUAUGUCGUUUCUGUCGUAUAGCACCAAAUAAUGGAAGCGACAUAGUCAAACAUCUGUUCAGUGAGAAUCACAUUGAGCAUCUUUCAAAACAUCAAAUAUCCAAAACAUCAUUCUCCUUCUGGAGCACACACUUUGAGAUGUGCAAGAGGACAACCGCUCAUCGGAAACUGAGAAAAGACAAGAUCCCAUUGUUCGAAUCGUUUGAAUAUUCGGAAAAGGAGAAAUUAGAGGUCUCGGAAGUCAAUGAAAUUGUGGAGUUGUUCUCAAGAAUCAAAGAUGUCGAAUUUAUGAACCGGCAGUGUUUCGUAGCUAUUUUGUUCGAAAGAAGAGGUGCACCGAAAUUCUGCCACACAUGUCGAGUCCCAAUGCCUACAUUGAUCUAUGACUAUGCUUCCCAUAUAUUCUCAAAGAGUCAUCUGACUUGUCUUCGUGGCGUCUCACAAGCAGACAUCGACUUUUGGAUUGAAGUGCUGAAAUUUCCGAUCGGCGAGACUACUGAUGAGAUCACUAUUAAUAAACCAAUAUUCGAUGUGAUUCCACUGUGGAUGUCUAGAAGAAACUAUGACCUGCGACGCCUCGAGCCAUCAGAAAUCGACCUACUAGUCUCGCUGGUUAGAAAUCUAAGCUCGACAUUCGGAAACUCGUACUUGGCUAAUUUCUUCGAUUUGAUGUAUUUGCCAGAUGAAUGCAUAGCAUGUAAGGAACGCUUGGGACCACGAAUCCUGGGACCCCGUUCGAUGUGCUUCAUAAAACAUAUUCUCUCGGAAAAGCACUUGAAAACGCUCACAAGAAUACCAGAGGAGCACUAUAAUUUCUGGGUUAACAUCCUGAAUUUGGAAAAAUCCACGAAAAAAGUCUACUCGGAGGAUAAAAUUCGAGUACUUACGAAUAGAAAUACCAACCCCAUUCCACUAUUCGACUUCAAACUGGAUUCCGUCCUCCUACCAAAAGAACAACGUGCUAGAAAAAUUGAUCUUUUGUUCAAAAUUUAUGAAUUGAUCGACGAACAAGUGUGGAGUACUGACCCUCUGAAAUAUGGAAACUCCGGGGAAACAAUUGAUUCUAAAGAAGUCACCUGUUUUACAUGUUAUGCUCGCAAGGAAAAGUUCAAGACACAGCAGCAACUUGUUUCGCAUCUCUUUUCAAAACGCCACGUGGAUUAUUAUCUCAUCCCAUUCGGUUUCUCGGAAAGAGCAUUCUUGUGGUGGAAGAGGACAUUGGAGACCCUGGCGAACAUUGACAGCUCUCAAAUUGAACUCGCUAUGGAAUCGUCUAGUGCUCAGUCCGCGCUUCCAGAGGAACAGGAAACCCAAGACGCUGAGCUGUUUCGAGAAGGCUCAAAAUCAGAAGAUGACAUAACGACGGAUGAAGAGUUCAGAGAUAAUGAGGAAGACGAGAAAAAAGAAAUUGAGCCAAACGACUGCCGAGUACCAUUACUCGAUAAACCACUAUCAGACGUAGAAAUGGUGCCGCAAACCUCAAAAAAUCCUCUUGCGCAGCUCAGCUGGGUUAUCAGAAAUAAAUGUACUGACGAACAACAAGAGCGUGGGCAGAAAGUGUUGAUGUCCACAUGUUACUGCACAUUCUGUGAUGACGCAUUGCAACCAAUCGGUUUCGGUAAUAAACUAUUUUUGUUCAGUCAUGUUGCCUCCUGGAAUCAUUGGGAAAAGAUGAACAACACUGCCCCUGUCGAAGAAAUCAAGUAUUGGGAGAAAUGGGCGUAUAGUAUCAUUGAGGAAACAUUAAUGAGCAAAGAAAAGUUUGAUGAAACUCUUGACGAAUGCAAAGCAAUAUUGGAAGAAAGUCGUAGCCUACGAGUAUUAGGUCGAAAAGAUAGGGUUUAUUGGACAUGCGAAUACUGUAACACUGUUCCAAAAACAGUCCGUUUGGAAGAGAAGGUUCAAGUAUUAUAUCACAUCGUAUCGGAUGAACACCGAGAAAAGAUGGAUCAUAAAGCCACCGAGUCUGAUUUAGAGUUCUGGAAAAAAUGGGCAACAGAUUUGAAGGAAAUGUGGAAAAUAAAUGAAGAGAAAAAACUGGCAGCUUAUCUCAAAUGUUACGGAGAAACGGUCCAAAAACCAAAAAAUGACCCUCGUGUGCCACUUCUGGAUUAUCCAAAUCGAGGUGAAAAUUUGCACAUACGAGUGUACAAGCUAAGAUACAACGGUAUGCGAGAACUAUUGACAUUGGUUGAGCCGAAUGAAGAAACGCAAGAAGCGAUGGAUUGUGUCUGCUAUCAUUGUCCGGGCACUCCGAGAAUGACCACAAAAUGGGAAGUAAUGCAUCAUGUUUUUGAUGGUGUUCAUGAUCUGAACAUCAAGUACAUGGGUUCAAGUUCUGAUUUUUUAGAAUAUAAGAAAAUAAUGAGAACACUGUUGGAUGCAAAACCAUCUCUAAAGUCGGUGCCGAAGCUAACUCUCCCUACACCACCUAAACGCAUGACUUUGCCAUACAAAUUAGAGAUGUGCAAACUCCCAUUGUUUGCAUAUAACUACUUUGAGGCAGAAGGUUUUGUUGGAACUUUGAGUGCCGGCCCAACGAAUAUUCAAAUAGAUUUCCUCACGAGAAUGGAAGUUAAGAAUGAAACGCAAAUUCUGAAAUUUUUUGAGAAACCGACAAAAUGCCUUCUCUGCCCGUUGGACAUGUCUGAUUACUCGAUCGAAGAAGUUGUGAAACACGCUUUUUCUCCAGUCCACUUGAACUUUUUUGAAAAAUAUGCGAGUUGUUUUUAUGUUGAAGAGUUCGACUGGUGGAUGGACAAGUUGAGAAACGCGAGCCAUAUUGAGCCGCCGGCGGAAGAUUCGGUACCACAGCAGGAAUAUCAUUUGGGUGGAUUGAAAGCAAUCGAUAUGCUUAAGAUACUGCCAAUUUUUGAAAAUUUUUCGGAUGAACAAAUUGAAUUGAUUGCAAAUAUCGACGAAGAUAAAGUUAAGGAGCACAAAGUAGUGCUUCAGAAAAAGUUUGGUGGAUGCGUCUACUGUGAUAAAUGGUUGUUGGAUCCAUUGGAAAUCAUUCGCCACUAUCUUUCAGAGCAACAUUUUAAAAUGGUCAGAGUAUGGCAUCCGGUGAAGAAUGUCGACGUAGAAGAUAUUUUGGCGUAUGUGAAAAUGUGUCAAAAGGAAAAAGAGAAUCAAGAUCAGCCUGCUGAAAGCUCAGAAGAGUCUUAA
Molecule: messenger RNA, 5220 nt
Organism: Caenorhabditis remanei
Lineage: Eukaryota; Metazoa; Nematoda; Chromadorea; Rhabditida; Rhabditidae
Exons: 28
Coding region: 1-5220 (1739 amino acids)
Source: RefSeq, a predicted model, not a curated record